AUAAAACACAUGUAUUUAUUUUUAUUGGUUAUGUAUUUAUUUCAAUUUAUUCAGAUAGAAAAAAGUGAUACCUAAUAUUAAUAAAAAAUAACAAAAUCCUGCUAGGCAUAAUUACUGCUAGUUUGUUAAUCAUUAUACAGAUUUCUAUCUGUAACCUACGUUUUGGUUUUGUGUUGAUAAAUACAUAGGUCUUCCCACACGUGUACUCCGAUAUUCUUAUAAAUUGUUAUUGAUAUAAAAACAUAAUGCCUGAAGACGAUACUAUGGAUACCGAUAACACUAAAUAUAAAGAUGGUGUAAAUAAAAACGCACGUUUGAUUGUGCGAAACAUUUCUUUCAAAGCCACUGAAGAUUCUUUGAGAGAACAUUUUUCUUCUUAUGGAACCGUAGAAGAGGUGAAGUUGCUAAAAAAACCUGAUGGGAAACUUGUAGGGUCUGGUUUUGUUCAUUACACACAGGUCCCAAUGGCAAAUAAAGCUUUAACAGCUACAAAUAAAAAACCUUUCAUGGGUCGACCAAUAUUUGUAUCAUGGGCUGUUCCAAAACAUAAAUAUGUUCAGGAAGAACAUAAAGUAAAGCAUGAUGUCAAGGUAGACAGCGCACCAUCACAAGAUUUUGAAGAAGUAAAAAGAGAGAUUUUAAUGCCAGAAGAAGAAGAGAAACAUAAAAUACAGAGAAUAAAUAGAAAUGCUCGGCUAAUUGUAAGAAAUGUAUCAUUCAAAGCCACAGAGGAAACUCUGAAAGAACAUUUUGAGCCAUAUGGUGAAGUACAAGAAGUGAAAUUGCUUAAAAAACCUGAUGGAAAGUUGGUUGGAUGUGCUUUUGUACAUUUUAAAAAUGUUCCAAUGGCAAAGAAAGCAUUAUUGAAUACUAAUAUGAAACCUUUCCUUGGUAGACCGAUCUCAGUGGACUGGGCGGUGGCUAAAGAUAAAUACAUGCAGCAUGUGGUCAGCCAGCAAAUUGAAAUGGAGGAGAAAAUAAAGAAAGAAGAAUCUGACAGUGAUGUAGAAGAUGACACACCUCUUAAUAUAUCUAAUGAAGAAUUGAAACAGGAAGUUAAGAGUGAAUCAGGUGAUGGUUCAGAUAGUGAUGAUGAAGAUGACAAGUCUGAUGAAUCUGAUGAAGAGGAAGAUGAUGAAAGCAAUGAUGAGGAUAUUGAUGAAGAUGAAGAUAUGGAUGAUGAUAAAAGUGUGACCAGUGCAGUCGCUGAGAGGAAACGUAUACAACUGAAUGAUGCUGAGGAUGGUCUGACAGUGUUUCUCAGCAAUAUACCGUUCAGUGUGGAUGAUGAGCAGCUGCGCCAGUUUGCUGAACAAACGGGACCUGUCAAGUAUGCACUGAUCUGUGUCGACAAGUUGACUGAACAUUCUAAGGGAUCUGGAUUUGUUAAGUUUGUUAAUCAACAUGACGCAGAGAAGUUCCUAUCCCUGUCAGCAGAUCAGCUCCGGUUGGAAGGUCAGGUGAUGCUGGUGAAGCCUGCACUGAAGAGGGAGAACCUGGAGAAGGGCAGCAAGAAGCAGCCCAAAGAUAACAGGAAUCUCUACCUUGUUAAAGAAGGAGUGGUGGUGGCGGGCACGCGCGCGGCUCUCGGCGUCUCCUCCUCCGACAUGGCGAAGAGACUCGCCCUCGAGCGCAGCAAGACGCAGAUGUUGAAGAAUUUGAACAGAUUCGUGUCCCGCUACCGGCUGGUGGUGGCCAACUUGCCGGCGCAGUGGGACGACGCGCGGCUGCGGCGGGAGUGCGCGCGCGCGGCGCCGCACCACGCGGUCAUCGGGGAGGCACGAAUCAUGCGAGACCUCAGGGCUCCCGUCGACCGCACUGGGAAACAUCCAUCUAAAGGCUACGGUUUCGUAAUGUUCACGCGGCACGAGGACGCUCUCGCCUGUCUCAGGAAACUGAACAACAACCCUGAUAUCAUUGACAGGAAUAAUAGACCGAUAGUGUCAUUUUCUAUUGAAGAUAGAACAGCUUUAAAUGCAAGGAAGAAGAGAUUAGAAAAAUCCAUAGCUAAUAAUCCAUUAGCUAAGAAAGAGACACAAACAGAAGACUACGGUAUGAAUAGAAAGAGAAAGCUUAAAAGGGCACCAGACGAGAGUUAUGUGAAAAAGGGUAAUUUCGGAAAGAAAUUCAAAGAUCAAAAUGGCGUCGGGAAAUUCGUGAGGUUGCCAAAAACGGCAGAUGUGGGAGAAUAUACUGGUUUAACUGCUAAAGAAGGGAGUCAGCAUAAAAUGAGAAAUAACCAUAAACUACGAGCCCAACAGGAAAUCCAUAGGCAAACUGUCAAAGAUGAGAAGAAAAAGAAUAAACGAACAUGGCGUCUCAAGAUGGCGGCCCGCGAAAGAAUAAAAUUACCAAAACAAAAAAUCAAUAAAAAUAAAGCACCAAGCAGGAGGAAGAAGAAUAAGAAUGUAUAAGAUUAUAUAAUAAAUGAUGAGAACAUUAUAAAA
Molecule: messenger RNA, 2447 nt
Organism: Papilio polytes (common Mormon)
Lineage: Eukaryota; Metazoa; Arthropoda; Insecta; Lepidoptera; Papilionidae
Product: RNA-binding protein 28
Exons: 11
Coding region: 246-2414 (722 amino acids)
Molecular function (GO): RNA binding
Source: RefSeq, a predicted model, not a curated record